AUGAUUCCAUCGUUAAGAUAUCUUACUAUAUUAUUUAUUUCUAUAUAUUUAUAUAUUGUUAUUAUUGAAUCAGCACCAACUGUACUUACAACAUGUAGUCCAGAAGAAUUUCAAUGUAAUGAUGGUGGUUGUAUACCAUUAGAUUCAUUUGGAAAUGGUAAAAAAGAAUGUGCUGAUGGAUCUGAUGAACAAGGUGAAGAACCUAGUCCUUCUUCAAUACCAGUUACUGAAAGAAUACAAAAUAAUCCAAUUCAUGAAAAGGCAAUUGAAGAUGAUAAUAAAUCAUCUCAAAAAAAUUUAGAUGAUCCAUUUGAUAAUAUAGCUACAUUACAACCAAAUGUUGAUGAGACAAAUAUUGAAAUACCUAAAUCAAAAAUUUUAGAUAAAAAACUAUGUACAGAUGAUGGUAAAAAUCGUCGUAAAGAAUGUACUUCAAAUCUUAAAUUAUGGUAUAAUGAUAUUGAUAAUAUUGACUUUUUAAAUAUUUCUAUUCUUAAUGACUUUAAUUCUGUUGAUCUUUUACAACAAGGUUGUGAAAUGUUAUCUCAGUAUCGUAAUUGUAUGGGUGAAUUUGUUGAAAAUUGCCAUUUACCAAAAAAACUUAAAGAAUGGUCUGAUCUUGAGAUGUAUGCAUGUCAACUUUUACUUCCAGCUGCUCGUGAACAUGGUAAUGGAUGUUUCUCACUUGUAAGAAAUAGUCAAUGUCCGGUAGAUAACGUUAUCUCAACAUUGACCUCGCCAUUUUGUCGUCUUGUACGUGCUACUGCAGGUGACCUUGAUUGUAUUGAAAGUAGUAAGACUGAUGAAAAAUGCAGUGAAUUGGCUGUAGAGUUGUUGGGACCUUUAAAAAGUGAGACUGAUCAUAUGAUGAUGGAAUCAUUAAUAUGUGAAACAAUUGAAGAUGCACAAAAUAAGGGGGAUAAAAAUGAUGAUGAGUAUGAUGAUGGUAGUAGUAGUAUUACAACAACUGAUAACGACAAUAGUAAUAUAACAGAAGAACCAAAGAAAGAAAUUAUACCAAAAGUUGUAGAAAAAGAAGAAAAAAUUUUAGAUGUAUCUAAUUUACAAGAUAAACAGACAACUAAUACUGAAGUAUCAAAAAUUGACGAUGAACCUUUAUUGUCUUCUGUCAACAUAUUAGAUGUAUUAACUUUUUUCACAAAUUUGGAAGAAGUAUGUUCUGAAGAAAAAAAAGAUGAUCAAUUUUUACCAUUAAAAUCUAAUGUUUGUCAAAAUAAAACUAAACUUAAACAACAUUCUGAAUGUUUUAUUAAGACAAAAAAUAUUGUAAAUUGUCCUACAAAAUCACCACUUGAUGUUAUAACUAAAUGUGAUGCUAUUGAUGCUUUCAAUUCAAAUAUUGAUUGCCUCAUAACAACAUUAAAUGAAGAAUGUUCUGUUGAGGAACAAGAAAUUGUUGUUGGUAUUCAAGAGAAAAUUAAUGAUGAUGCAAUUGUAUUACAAUGUUACAAAAAAGAAGAACCACAAAAUAAUACUGAAUCUAUAUCAAAUGAUGGUUUCAAUUUAACACCAAAAAAUACAAGAUGUACCUCAAAUCAAGAAAAUUCAGCUCUCGUAUGCUUGGUAGAAUUAGUUGAAUUGAAUAAACAAAUGACUAGUUUUGCUAGUUUCAAUUUCCUUUUAGAAGUUAGUAAUAUUGAUUCAGUUUUUGUAAAUAAUAUUUGUGAAUUAUAUGAUAAAUAUGAAAAAUGUCUUGGAGAGACAGUAUUUUCACAAAAUGAAGGAAAACGAUGUGCAUUUAAUUCUCCUCUUAAUUCACUUGCUAGAAUUGGAUUAUCUCCAAUUUGUAAUUCUGAAAAUAGGAACAAACUUUCAGAAGCAAGAGAAUGUAUAGAAACUAUUGGUACUUUAAAUCAAGGAAAUUUUUCAUGUAAAAAUAAUGGAUUACAAAAUAUGGGAAAUGCAGUUCAAAUGAUGUUACAGGGUAUACAUGGUGAAGCAUUACUUUGUAAAGUUUUUUAUGGUAUUCGAUCAGCAUUUGAAUGUGGUGAGAUAGUUAUAAAAGAUAAAUGUUCACCUGAAGCAUAUAAAAAUUUAAAUGAAUUAAAAAUUGAUUUUGAAAAUAUUGGUAUUGAAGAAGGUUGCCCCUCUGAAAUGCCAUCUAAUUUAGAUGAAAUUAUAGCUACACCAGUUAAACCAACAUUACUUCAAUCUACUUCUAAAAAGAAUCAAAAAAAUUCUACUCCAUUAAUUGUAAGUCCUGUAUGUAUUCCAGAAGAACAAAGAAAAUUCCAAGUAUGUGUACAAAAUUUAACAUCAUAUCAACCACAUCCAUUAGCUGUUAUUAAAACACCAAGACAAAUUGAUGAAGCAUGUCUUACAUAUAAAGAUUUUAAAGAUUGUUCAAAAGAUGUCAAAUGUAAUCCAUUAUGGGUACAAGGAAUGUCAGCUAUGUUUGAAUAUGCUUGUGGUAAAGGAUAUGAUCAAUAUCAAAAUAUUAAAUCAUGUAUUAGAAAAACUACAACAAGAAAUGAUAUACGUGAAUGUGUAACAACUUUCUCAAAAGGUGCACCAUCAGAAGCAUGUACUUCUUCAAAAGCCUUACUUCAAUGUUCUGCUGAUAUAAUUCGUGACAAGUGUGGUGAGACAGCUAAAACAUGGGUAAAUGAAUAUGUUCAAAGAUUUGCUUCUGCUAUUGAUCCAUCAUGUAAAUUAGAAGGACCAAUAUUUACAACAACUAUUCAAUCAAUUAAUUGUUCACCAGCUGAAAAACAAAUUAUUAAUACAUGUGCUGCACCACUUAAUGAUAUUAGUAGUCGUUUAGAUGAAUUAUUUGAAGGUGGUUUUCAAACAUUUAUGAAAAAUGUUAAUAAUCUUGCACCAGUAUUUGCUCAAGGAUGUAAUUUAACUGCUGAAUUCAGAACAUGUAUUGCACCAAUUUAUGCAACACCAACAGAAUGUGUUGCUUCAUCAUGUCUUAUUAGAGCUGGAAGUGGAAUUUGUAAUAGAGAAGAUGUCUCUGCUGCAAUUGAUGAAAAUUUAAAUUGUGUAUUUAGUAAUGCUGGUGAUCCUAAUUUUGCUAAAUGUCUUAGAACUGUAAUUGCUUCUGUAAAAGAUUUUAAUAUAAAUACAUUAAGAGCAAUAUUACCUAAAUUUGUUGAAUGUGUUGAACCAAUGGUAUUAGAAAAAUGUGGUCCUGUUCCAUUGAAUGUUCUUAAAUCAUUUGGUACAACAGAUGUAUGUCCAGUUGAAUUGUCACCAUUUAAUACUAUGGAAACAACUAAACCAAUAUCACCAAUAACAGGUUCAGUUUGUGAUUCAGAAACUGCUACAAGAUAUGAUGUUUGUAAAAAAGAUUUUUAUAGAAAUUAUAGAUUUAUACCAGUACAAUUAGUUUCAAAUGUUAAUGAUACUACAAAAAUGUGUCAAGAAGUAUUACAACUUAGUCAAUGUAUUGAAGUAGAAAAUGUUGGUAUAUGUGAAACUAAAUCACACAAAGCUUUAAAAAAUCUUAUAGUAUCUAUUUGUAAACAUGAAAAUAUAUACAAAAAUCAUUCACAAUGUUUAUCUAAUGUUGUUUCUAGUAAUGAAGGAGUAAAAUGUUUAGAAUCAUACUUUAAUAAACAACCUAAAUCUGAAGAUGAAAUGUGUAAAUUGAUUCAAGAUUCAUCACAAUGUCUUUCCAAACCUGUAUAUGAAAAUUGUGGAUCAGAAGUAAUUAACUUUGCCUAUGACACAAUUAAUUCAUAUACACAAAAUUUCAAUAACGCAUGCCAUAUUGCUUCACCAUCAAUAUCUUUACAAACUGGAUGUUCCGAAGAAGAUCUUAUUGCAUAUCUUCAAUGUGAAGCUAUUAUUGACAAAUAUCAUUAUAUACCUAUUGCUGUAUUACCUGAUAAUACAAAGUUAGGAGAAUUUUGUAAUUUUGGUAGAAAAAGUUAUACAACAUGUCUUGAUAAUCUUAAAUGUAAAUUUGAACCUGCUACAACAGCUUCACUUACACUAUUUGAUAAUCUUUGUGGUACAUUUAAUGAAGAACAAAUAAAAUAUGGAGAUUGUAUUGCAUCAAUAUUUAAUUCAUUUGAUGGAAAAAAUUGUCUUCAACCAAUUACUGCUUUAGAUGUAUUAUCUAAAGAAGGAUACAAAGAUAUUUGUCAUAGUAUGACACAAGCAUUUGAAUGUGCUGCACCAUUAAUAGAAGACAAAUGUAAAUAUGAAGCUGUUUUACAUUCAGCAUCAUUAUAUGAAAAUUAUCUUAAAAAGUUUGAUGGUAAAUGUAGUUUAGAAAGUAUUAAAGCAACAAGAAAUUUCAACACUACCGAAUCUGAUAUCUCAAUAAUUAAAGUAACAACUUCAGAACCAUCUAAAGAAAUAGUUACUGAAACAACUAUUGCAGAGGAUUCUCUUACUACAGCAUCUCUAACAACUACUGUAAAAACUUCAAAAGAAAAUAGUGCUUCUGUUAAUUCAGCAGUAUCAUUUACUUUGUUCUCGGUUAUCAUCUCAGCCAUACUUUUUUUCUAA
Messenger RNA from Strongyloides ratti, 4485 nucleotides. Its product is annotated as Low-density lipoprotein (LDL) receptor class A repeat-containing protein. NCBI's taxonomy places the organism in Eukaryota, Metazoa, Nematoda, Chromadorea, Rhabditida, Strongyloididae. The transcript has 2 exons. The record is from RefSeq and is a predicted model, not a curated record. Gene Ontology annotation, molecular function: protein binding. Bases 1 to 4485 code for a protein of 1494 amino acids.